Molecule: messenger RNA, 4979 nt
Organism: Dromaius novaehollandiae (emu)
Lineage: Eukaryota; Metazoa; Chordata; Aves; Casuariiformes; Dromaiidae
Gene: KIF6
Product: kinesin family member 6
Exons: 21
Coding region: 302-2752 (816 amino acids)
Biological process (GO): microtubule-based movement
Cellular component (GO): kinesin complex; microtubule
Molecular function (GO): ATP hydrolysis activity; microtubule binding; ATP binding
Source: RefSeq, a predicted model, not a curated record
CAGCUCCCCGCUCGCAACAGCCCGGCGAGGCUCCACCGCAACUACCGCGGACCGCCGCGCGCUCGCCCAACGGCGGCGGGGGGCGGGGCGGGCAGCAGGGCGGCUCCCCCCGCCCCCCUCCCCUUAGCUCCCCGCUCGCCCAGACGCCGCGCCCUAGCGCGAGGGCGCUCCGCAGCGGCCGGGCCGCCUCGAGGGCAUCGCGGCCUGCCCGGCGCCCGGCGCGGUGCACGCCGGGUAGCGUGCCCGGUUACCGUUGCCACGGGGGCCUGGGCCGCCGCCCGCCGCGGUCUCGGCGGGAGCGAUGAUGAAGGAAACCAUCCGCGUCUACGCGCGGGUGAAGCCCUUGGGCAGGCGGCAGCGGGCCGGGAUUUAUUCAGUUGAUGACGAUGAGAAAUCUGUGUCCAGUCUGGAGAUUAUUGUGCCACGUGAUUUAGCAGAUGGGUUUGUCAAUAAUAAACGAGAAAGCUACAAGUUCAAAUUUCAGAAAAUUUUUGAUCAAGAGGCUAAACAAGAUGUGGUUUUUGACAGCAUUGCCAAACCAGUGGCAGAAUGUGCUUUGGCAGGAUAUAAUGGUACUAUCUUUGCAUAUGGUCAGACAGGCAGUGGCAAAACUUUCACCAUCACAGGAGGAGCAGAACGUUACAGUGAUCGAGGCAUUAUUCCCAGGACUCUAUCUUAUAUUUUUCAUCAAUUGCAGAAGGAUAGCAGCAAAGUAUAUACAACUCAUGUUUCCUACUUAGAAAUCUACAAUGAAUGUGGUUAUGAUCUGUUGGACCCAAGACACGAAGCCUCCAGAUUGGAAGAUUUGCCAAAAGUGACAAUAAUGGAAGACCCUGAUCAGAUCAUUCAUCUAAAGAACUUGUCUCUUCAGCAAGCAACUAAUGAAGAAGAAGCCCUAAACCUGCUGUUCUUGGGAGACACCAAUAGAAUGAUUGCUGAGACACCAAUGAAUCAAGCCUCAACCCGAUCUCACUGCAUUUUCACGAUUCACAUCUCCAGCAAGGAACCUGGAUCUGCAACCAUCCGACGGUCCAAGUUACACUUAGUAGAUCUUGCUGGAUCAGAGCGUGUUGCAAAGACUGGCGUUGGAGGUCAUUUGUUGACAGAAGCCAAAUAUAUCAACCUAUCAUUGCAUUAUUUGGAACAGGUAAUAAUUGCCCUUGCAGAGAAAAAUCGGUCACACAUUCCCUACCGAAACUCUAUGAUGACCUCAGUGCUAAGAGACAGCCUGGGAGGAAACUGUAUGACUACCAUGAUAGCAACGCUCUCUUUAGACAAAAGAAACAUAGAUGAAUCUAUAUCAACCUGCAGAUUCGCACAGCGAGUUGCGCUUAUUAAGAAUGAAGCAGUUCUUAAUGAAGAGGUUGACCCCAGACUGAUGAUUGCUCAACUGAAGAAGGAGAUUCAGGAGUUGAAGGAUGAGCUGGCACUAGUGACUGGCAAGCAAAAAACAGCAGAGCUCUCGCAAGAAGAGGUACUUCGGUUGAAUGAGUUAAUUGAAAGAUUUCUGCAAGAUAAUGAUCCUGAAAGCAUUCUAGAUGUUGGUCCUGACAUGCGCAAGAUUAAGUAUUGCUUCAUUCACGUGAAGCAACUGAUGAAUCAUUCAAAGAUUUCUGGAAAAAACCUGCUCUCACAACACGUUUCGGAAGAAAAAGACAAGCAAGGCAUACAAGCAGGAAAAGAGGAGUUGAAGAAACUGAAAGAACUUCUGCAGCAAAGAGACAAUGAAAUCAAUAUUCUAGUAAAUAUGCUAAAAAGAGAAAAAAAGAAAGCACAAGAUGCCCUUUUCCAGCUUCAUGCUGUCUCUGGUGGUUCUAAAGUCUUGGAGCAGUCUCUUUCUAUAAACUUGGAAGAAAGUCGGAGCCCAUCUAGCUGUGUUAGUCUGAAAGAGGCAAAAGAUUUCAGCUUUUCAGUUCGCAGACUGCCUUUUCUUUCCAGACAAACAGGAGGAGAGAUGUCACUUGGAUGUCAGGAGGCUUUUGAAGUUUUCAAGCGGGACCAUGCUGACAGUAUAACCAUUGAGGACAACAAACAGCUUCUCAGACAGAGGUUUGCUGAAGCUAAAUCCCUUGGAGAAAAAGUAAAUGAAGUGAGAAAUAAAAUAAACCAUCUGAAAGGAGAGAUAACCCAGCGGCACAUUCAAAAGGCAGCCUUAGCUGUUGCCAGUCCUUCUGAAGAGCUAAAUAAGCUUGAUCCAAUAGAAGAGAAGCUUCGAGCACAAAUUGAAGAAGAGAAAAAAAGUUAUAAAACAAUGUUCAGUCGCUUGAAAGGGUUGAAGGUAGAGAUUGAGCACCUGCAGCUUCUCAUGGAAAAAGCCAAGGUGAAGCUGCAAAAGGACUUUGAACUCUGGUGGUCUGAAGAGGCAACAAAACUACAGCAGGAAAAGCCAGACUUGGUUAAUACAUCAAAUACUGCAGCAGUUUAUCCCCAGUUUAUCAAAUCCUCACAACAUCUAUCUACAAACAGUUCUUUAGAGACCAGGAGAAUCAGCCCUAAUGAAGAUUCAACUGGGAAUAAAAGUUCAAUUACUUUUAGUUAUCCAACUUCAAAAUCAAGGACCCUACCAAGUUCAAGCUCAUCUAUUCCCCUGACUGGAGACAGCCAGAUUGAUGCUGACAUCCUCGCUUUCAUUAAAGCAAGAGAGAACAUCCUGCAAAAGAAAGGUAAAUCCUUGCAAAAAAUGAGAUGCCAAAUCGAAAUGUCCAGUACAGCAUUUCAAAGCCAAAAUAGCUUUAGUCCACAUUUAUACUGACACAAAUGGGAACUGAUUCUGGUAGUUACAUUACACUGUGUCCUCAGCACUUCAAACACUUAAGGGUUUUCACGUGUAUUUUAGUAGCUCAGUGCUACAGUGUAAAACUAUGAAAGCUAUCUGUUUUUCCCUAUGACCCUCAAUUAACUUUCUGCAUCAUGUAUGCCUAUGAAGCCCACAUGGUAUAUUUAUUUGCACUGAAAUAAAUACUGUUAAGUGUUGUUGAUUGUUAAUUAAAAUACUUCUAAAAUAUUCAAUAUACAUUUUCUUUAAAGCUGUCUGGCCUGAUUUUUAGCUGCUGUGAUUCAGCAUAGUAUACUAAUUUAGCUGUAACAAUUGACACCAAAUAAAGAUUGUGCAAAUGAUUACAUUGCACCCUACCUCAUUAGGCAGACUGGCUUGCUGUGUCUAGUAGAGUCUUCUAUUAACAGGUAUUUCAUUAUAUCAAAAGCUAGUAAGAUUUUCUAUGGGUAUUUGACACCAAAUCAGGUACUGAAAGCAAUCACAGAUAGGCAAUAAAGCUCACUCUACAGUGACAAUAAUUAAAAUUGGCAGGAGGCAGAAGACACUAAAUGCACAAUGGUGACACUGCAAGGUAGCCUGGAAGUAAUUCAUCGUGAUAAAGAAGAGCUCUCCAAGAUUUUUUUUCUUUUUAUUUAUUUUUUUAAAUAAGAGUUUUUAGUGGCAGCAACCAAUUAGAACAUGAAAGCAGCAGUGGUUACUGAAGCAACAACUUUCUGUCAGCACUUGAGUACUGAUGACAGCAGUACUCAGCAAGCUAUCAGCACCUGGCAGAUGGUGUUAGCACUGUCACAAAGUGGGUCUUCGGUAUCACUCCCCUUAUCAGGGAACUGUCAGGUAAACACACAGUGGCUAAAAAAACAGCCUCAUUGCACCCACCCAAAGCAAACACUUAACACAUUUAGGCUUUGGGUUCCCUUUUGGCUUAAUUUAGAAAAGCUGUUGUGAAGUUUCUUCUGCAAAUGAAAUUAAAUUGAAUUUGUAGGCAGCUCACCAGAAGUAGGUUAGAGGUGUCUUAAGACAAACAUUUAAGGCCUUUGGAAGGUUCAAAUCUGAUCCAUUUUGUGAAGUACUGUUAUCUAACAAACAGGAGCAUAACUUGGCAUGUGAUCAUCUCCUAAAUCAUACCACAUCAGGAAUGUACCUCUCAAAUGCCUUUUUCAUCUUGCGCUUUUUUUUUUUUCAGCCACAGGCUAUUACCUAGCAUCAUACAUCAGUUUCAGAAGGGACUAGGCAUUAUCAACAUUGACAGCUAUUAGGCCCCAAGCUAUAAAAGGUAUUCUUGCAGAACGGACCCUGGUCAGUGCUUUUAGAAUUGUGUUGAAGUUCAGUUAGGCAAGAUGGGCUACAUCCUGCCCUAAGUAGCUGAAAAUGAUUGGAGUAGCAUUUGCAUAGUGCUUACUCUGGUCAUCCUCGCAGUGCAGGGCUAGAUAGCUCAACCAGUCUCUAAAUACAGGCAGGGCAGGAAGAAAGAAAAAAAAGAAAAAAAGAAUUUUCCCACACAUGACCCACAUAUUACAAGCUUGUGGGACUUCAUUUGUCAAAGAUAAAAGACAGCUGAGUAGCAAGUUCUGAGAAGGAUUUGGAGUCAACCUGGCAGAUAAGAGAAGGGUUUUUGUCCUGAUGAUUUGUGAGGAAAAGGAGAGACUCCCAGAUUGGAAGGGUGAGGCCACUGAUAGCAGGAAACAUUGAUCAAACCUGUUUGUAAGUUCUUGAAGAAAGGUAAAAUCUAAGAUGUCAUACUUCAUGCCUCAGCACCUGAGAUGGCUUCUCUAACUGGGAGGAGCAGAUGGGCUGAGAGAGUGCCUCUGCUAUUCCUGUAUGUGUGAUAGUCAUGUAUGUUUCCUUUUCAAUGAGCACUGCAUGGCAUAAGAUAUGCCCUAAAGGACAGAACGAGGUAGAAUCCCCUAUGAUUCGCAUUGCCCACCAAUCCCUCCUUCAAUCUCCCUUGGAAAUCAAGGGACUAAAGGUCUGGUCUAAAGGGGUAUUUCACCACACCUGUUCUCACUUCUUCUCAACGGGGCAUGUGAGCUUUUCUCAAACAUCUCUCAACUGGCUUUUCUCUGCUACUUUUCCUGUCUUUCAUCACUCCUACCUGGCAUGUUUCUAGACUGCAUGGGGGAAGAGAGGCUUAGUGAUUGUUGUAGUAUUUGUACACUGUUGUACACUGGCUAUGAGGACUUCCCCAGAACAGUUGUAACCAAUG